Salvelinus namaycush (lake trout) is the source of this 3839-nucleotide messenger RNA. Its product is annotated as V-type proton ATPase 116 kDa subunit a1-like. Gene Ontology annotation, cellular component: vacuolar proton-transporting V-type ATPase, V0 domain; plasma membrane; vacuolar proton-transporting V-type ATPase complex. Gene Ontology annotation, biological process: vacuolar acidification; proton transmembrane transport. The record is from RefSeq and is a predicted model, not a curated record. Gene Ontology annotation, molecular function: proton-transporting ATPase activity, rotational mechanism; ATPase binding. NCBI's taxonomy places the organism in Eukaryota, Metazoa, Chordata, Actinopteri, Salmoniformes, Salmonidae. The transcript has 21 exons. The coding region runs from base 1 to 2613 and encodes 870 amino acids.
AUGGGGGAACUGUUCAGGAGCGAGGAGAUGACGCUUGCCCAGCUCUUCCUCCAGUCUGAGGCAGCCUAUUGCUGUGUCAGCGAGCUGGGAGAACUGGGAAUGGUUCAGUUCCGCGAUCUCAAUCCAGACGUGAAUGUGUUCCAGAGGAAGUUUGUGAAUGAAGUGAGGAGGUGUGAGGAGAUGGACAGGAAACUAAGGUUUGUCGAGAAGGAGAUUAAAAAAGCCAACAUCCCAACUGUGGAUACAGGAGAGAACCCCGAAGUCCCCUUCCCUAGGGAUAUGAUUGACCUGGAGGCCACGUUUGAGAAGCUGGAGAACGAGCUGAAGGAGAUCAACACCAACCAGGAAGCCCUGAAGAAGAACUUCCUGGAGCUGACUGAGCUCAAGCACAUCCUGCGACGUACCCAGCAGUUCUUUGAUGAGAUGGAGGACCCAGCCCUGAUGGAAGAAUCGUCAGCCCUAAUGGAGGGUAACGAGGGGGGCCGGGGAGCACCGCUCCGACUGGGGUUUGUUGCUGGGGUGAUCAGCCGGGAGAGGAUCCCUACCUUUGAGAGGAUGCUGUGGAGAGUGUGCCGCGGCAACGUCUUUUUACGUCAGGCAGAAAUCGAGGACCCCCUGGAGGACCCCGCCACGGGCGACCAAGUCCACAAGUCAGUCUUCAUCAUCUUUUUCCAAGGCGAUCAGCUGAAGAACAGAGUCAAGAAGAUAUGUGAGGGGUUCCGGGCCUCCCUCUACCCCUGCCCCGAGACUCCCCAGGAAAGGAAGGAGAUGGCUGCUGGGGUCAACACCCGUAUUGACGACCUCCAGAUGGUGCUGAACCAGACAGAGGACCACAGACAGAGGGUGCUCCAGGCUGCAGCCAAGACCAUGAGGGUGUGGUUCAUCAAGGUGAGGAAGAUGAAGGCCAUUUACCACACGCUGAACCUGUGCAACAUCGACGUCACCCAGAAGUGCCUGAUCGCCGAGGUGUGGUGCCCUGUAUCCGACCUGGACUCCAUCCAGUUCGCCCUGCGCCGAGGAACGGAGAGGAGUGGCUCCACAGUGCCCUCCAUUCUCAACAGGAUGACCACCAAGCAGACUCCGCCCACCUUCAACAAGACCAAUAAGUUCACCUCUGGAUUCCAGAACAUCGUGGAUGCCUACGGGAUCGGAAAUUACCGGGAGAUCAACCCAGCACCGUACACCAUCAUCACUUUCCCUUUCCUGUUUGCGGUCAUGUUCGGGGACAUGGGUCACGGUGUGCUGAUGACCUGCGCCGCUCUCUACCUGGUCAUCCGAGAGAGCCGCAUCCUCUCCCAGAAGACUGACAACGAGAUGUUCAACAUGGUAUUCGCUGGACGCUACAUCAUCCUGCUGAUGGGAAUCUUCUCUGUCUACACCGGUAUCAUCUACAACGAUUGCUUUUCCAAAUCCCUCAACAUGUUUGGCUCCGGUUGGAGUGUCCGGCCCAUGUUCAGCCCCAAGGGAGCCAACUGGACGUUUGAAACUCUCAAUGAAAAUAAGGUGCUGCAGUUGGACCCAGCCGUGCCAGGUGUCUUCAAUGGCCCCUAUCCACUGGGUAUAGACCCGAUCUGGAACAUUGCCACCAACAAGUUGACCUUCCUUAACUCCUUCAAGAUGAAGAUGUCUGUGAUCCUGGGAGUGAUCCACAUGAUGUUUGGCGUCUCUCUCAGCCUGUUCAACCACCUGUACUUCAAGAAGCCCCUGAACAUCUUCCUGGGUUUCAUCCCUGAGAUUGUCUUCAUGGCCAGCCUGUUCGGCUACCUCAUCAUCCUGGUCUUCUACAAGUGGACGGCCUACGACGCUUUCACCUCCAAGGACGCGCCCAGCCUCCUCAUUGCCUUCAUCAACAUGUGUCUCUUCAACUACGGCGACGUCACCAAUAAGCCUCUCUACCGGGGACAGAUGGGGAUCCAGAUUGUUUUGGUGCUGAUUGCCCUUGCAUGUGUUCCCUGUAUGCUGAUAGUGAAAACUAUGGUGCUUCGGCGCCAGCACCUGUGGAAAAAGCACCUGUCACAGAAGAGGGAAGAAUGCCCUGCAGAGAAUCUAGAGCAAUCUUUAGAGCAAACAGGCGUGUCCUCAUCAACCGGACUCACCCAACAGGGCACACAGAAAUUCGGAGGGGUGCGGGUGGGCAACGGGCCCACGGAGGACGAAGCUGGUAUCAUGGACCAUGACGCGCUCUCACAGCACUCUGAGGACGGAGACGAGCAUGCAGAGGAGGAACCGUUUGACUUUGGAGACGUGGCAGUCCACCAGGCCAUCCACACCAUAGAAUACUGCCUGGGCUGCAUCUCCAACACUGCCUCCUACCUGCGACUCUGGGCCCUCAGUCUGGCCCAUGCACAGCUGUCGGAGGUGCUUUGGACCAUGGUGAUGCACCUGGGCCUAUCCUCCAGGAGCGGUGGCGGCUUCUUUGGCCUGUCAAUCAUCUUCGCGGCUUUCGCCAUGCUCACCGUGUGCAUCCUGCUCAUCAUGGAAGGCCUGUCCGCCUUCCUGCAUGCGCUCCGUCUCCACUGGGUGGAGUUCCAGAAUAAGUUCUACACGGGGCAGGGCUUCAAGUUCGUCCCCUUCUCCUUCGAGAGCAUCCUGGAGGGGCGAUUUGACGAGUAAACCAGCUCGGCCACACCCCUGACAAAUCCCAGAUCCCUCUAUAAACGUUUCUGCACGGACCCCCAAACUGCAGCUCUCUUACCCCCUCUAGGAGCCAUGUUGUGACGUGUCGGUUCGUGAGUUGUGUAUCUAUGCUCCUCUUUGCUCCACUCCAGCCUCGCAAUGUUGUGAAGUGUUGUUGUUGUUUUUCCAUUUUCAAGAAACUCCCUCCUUCCUUCCGUGAUGCCAUAAGAAGUCGCUGCAUAUUGUGUGUGUGUCGCGUUUCACCCAUGAGCUUAUCAGUUGCUCUUCAUUCAUAUGAAAGAUGGUCGUGAAGGUUUUAUUAUAUGGCAUCCUAUGGAAUACUAUGGCAUCCUAUGGCAUUCCCUCAAUGUGACUGGUGUAAAAUGUUCUGGUAUAUCUAUUCAGAGAGAAUGUCCCCUGUGUGUUGUGGCUCUCCCUGUGUGUAUUGUUUUGUGCAGUAUGAUCUAGCUAUUAGCGUGACCGUGGCAAGAGGAAAUCAUAACAGGUGCUUCCUGCUAAGGAUAUGACCAAAUUGAGAUGGGGAGAUUAUGGGGACAUGUUCAGGAGCAGUUUCAUUUGACUGUAUUUUCUGAACCCGCUCCGUUGAGGAGCAGGCAGAGCGAUAUUUAAAUCAAAACAUAAAAUGCAUUUCUAUUGGUUACUGUACUAUACUAAUUGACUUGCCCCUAACUUGUAGCUACAGUAUGAGGAUACACUGUAUUGUUGUUUAUGAUACUGUAGUACUUACACAUAUAUUAUUUUAAAUGCUGUAUUUAUAGUAGCCUAUUCUACCCUCAAACUCAUGUGAUGAAAACAACACUCUCUUUGGUUCAUAUCGGUGGUUGUGUGUGAUGUGGGCUGUCAAGUAAUGAAACAUAUCUAUCAAAAUACACACAUGAAGUCCUCUCGAGUACAAUCCUAUGGUUUGUAGUCAUCGACAAAUAUUGAUUUUGUAUUAUUUUCGUUCUGUGAAUACAUAUUUGAACUGGUUGUCAAUGUGGUCAUUUGAAUUGUUGUGUUGUGUUCAUAGUAGGUGUGUGCGUGUGUGCAUGCCUGCAGAAGGAUUGGCCUAUUUAAAACAAAGUCCUGUUGUUAACGGUCAAAUUUACUCUGCAGUGUAACAUGUGCUCUGUCAGUUGAUGUGUGUACAUGAUAUCAGUCAGAUGUGUUUGUGAAGCUAACUAUUAAAACAAAGUGUUUGGGGAAUGGCCCUAGAGUCCUCA